CUGAAAGGGCGGAGGCGGCAACAGGUUGGUCGAGAAAGAACUUUGGUGGAAGGCUACCAAUCAUUCUUCGGCAGAUCAGGAGAAAGAACGAAUAAUUUAUCUACAUCUGAGAGAAAACGUCUGAGAGGAAAAUCGCUGGAUUUAAAAAGCAGAAUCCGUUUAACGGAAUGAGAACGCGACAGAACGAAAGAGGGGAAAUUUGAAAUUUAGACGAUCCUUGUCGUCCAAGUAGAGGAAAGUGGAAGGAAAGGUAGACGAGAGGAAGACAGAGAGGGCGCACUUGCGAACGCUUCGGGAGACAAUUGAGACUUAAUCAGAUCACCAUGAAGGUGUCUGCUGUUAUAAUAGUAAUUUCGGCGAUUAUCAGCAUGGCUUUGAGUGUGUUGAUGUACUUGAAGAGGAAUGACGAGGCGAUUAUGGUUAAGAAAUCCUCCUUCAUGGACAUAAAGGUCCGAGUGACUCGUGACGUUCUCGGAGAGUACCAAACUGAGGCGGAAAAGAUGCAGACGGACCUUGAUGAAGGCACCAAGGAGGUGCAGGCACAGAACUUAAUUUUACAGAAUGGAAAAGCUGAAAACAAGCCGAAAAGUGAUGAACUGGCAGCUUGCCACGAAGAAUUGAAGAAAAUGAGAGAAGAAACUACUGCUGAACGGACGGAACUGAAAGCUGCCACAGAGGAAGAUGGAAAGGAAAGAGCUGGCUGGGAGAAGGAGAUUGCUGACCUCAAACAGCAGCUGGAGCAGAAGAGCAAAGUGUGUGACUUUGUGAAGAAGGAUUCAGCAGAGGGCAUGAAACUGUGUGGGACCCCACUUCCAGAGCCCCCCAAACAAGAAGCCCCAAAAGUAGAAGCCCCAAAAGCAGAGGCCCCAAAGGCAGAGCCCCCAAAAGCAGAGGCCCCAAAGGCAGAGCCCCCAAAAGCAGAGGCCCCAAAAGCAGAGGCCCCCAAAGCAGAGGCCCCAAAAGCAGAGGCCCCAAAAGCAGAGGCCCCCAAAGCAGAGGAACCCAAAGCAGAGGCCCCAAAAGCAGAGGAACCCAAAGCAGAGGCCCCAAAAGCAGAGGAACCCAAAGCAGAGGCCCCAAAGCCAAAAUAGAAAUAACCACCCAAAAAGCUCUUCACAACAAACAGCCCAGGCAAACAGGGACGGACACAGUCUGGGGGAAAAAACAAAGAGAAGCAUACACGUGGAUGAGAACCUGUAGUGGGAUUUUUGUUUCCUUUCUUCCCUCUGUACUCCUUAUCUGUGUCUCCCACUCUGUACUGAAAUUUUUAUGAAUAAUGAAAUUACCUGAAAGAAAUGUCAGACACAUAAAACAUAUAACAAAUAAAAGUUAUCUCUGCAUAACUGAUAAUACAGAAUACAUAUAUUUAGUCAACCUAAUGCUGUAAGCUUUAACCAUAAAAAUUUCCCCCGCAAAAUGAUCACAUUUGUUGCGCUCCAAGGUUUAAGCUCAAUCUACGUAGUGUACAUAUAAAUAAUAGACCUAAGGCUGAGAAAAAUAAGGCAUGUCAUUUCCUUGUACAGUAUGGUUUGUUAUAUUUGAAUGGGGGAAAGAGGGAGGCAGUUGUUAAUGGUGUAACCAUUCUUACUUGUGGAUUGAAUGAAUUUAAUGCAAUUGAAUGCUGUUGCCUCAUACCCCAUGCCCUGUCGUUAACCUUGCCUGAGACUGUGUGUGUCUCCCUCAGGGGAUGCCUGUAGUACAUUUAUAUGUUUCUCUGUUUACUUGCAUUGACAUUUGGGAGUGCUGUAUCCUCUCCCUGUCAAUUCCCAUUGAUGGGGUCACCUCACAAUGACUGUCCUAUUGCAUUGGCAACAAUCCCAGUAGUCUAAUAAUAUGGUUUGCAAAGCCAAUAUUGGUGGUCGGUCAGCAUUUAUAAAGGAUACAAAAAGGUCAAUAUAUUUGGGUGUGAAUUCACCAAGAAUUAGGAAAACAAGGCAACUCCAAACCAACAGUUAAUUCUGGGAAGCAGGGCUUUCCUUCUUCAGACAGACUUUUUUGGGUACCAGAACACAAUCUAAUAAUGCUAUGUUUCAGUACUUUUUGUGCUGUAACCCUGAGAGAAUGUGAAUGAUCGGACAUUGACUGUGUCUGUACUGCUGAGCUCUCUUCUCUAAGCAAUGGUACCCCCGGGCUUACAAUUAGAGAGGGAAAUAGGCCACUGCCAAUCCAGCCCAACUGAUCCUAUAAGGACAUUGUUUCUAUUUGGGGUGAUGGGGGUGGGGGUGUAAAAAGGGAAGUGGAGGUGGCAAGAAGAAAGUUGGAGCAGCAGAAAAAUCUUAUAUCAAAACCAAAUAAAUAGAUGAGUGCAGGUGGGUCCUGUAUGCAGAUUGUUAGGUCCAGAGAUAAAAAGCAUAAGAACUAUGUGAAGCAAGUUAGAUGUAGGAACUACUCCACCAUUCUGGAGAGUCCUAGAAUCCCAGCAGACCAAAAAUCAGACACCAACCUUUUAUAUCAAAUGUGACUUCUCAUGUAUUUUCAUGCCAUUUCAUUUUGAGUAAAAGACUGUUUGUAUGUUGGACAAUUUUGUGAACAAUUCGGAAACUAAAAAUGAACAUAAAAUAUCUCUAAUAUUCUUAUAUUCUCUUCUCACUUGAAAAUAAUUCUGAGAUAGCUACUAGAAAUACAUUUAAAUAUGGGUUGCCAAAGUGCAAGAUGUGCCAGUACAGUAAAAGGAAAACAAACAAUGUGAUGCUUGUUUUUUGCAAGUCGGUUAUGCAAAUUGCCACAAGCACACACUCAGUUGAGCACUAUGUAGACUAUUUGUACGAUCAAGCAUCACACGGCAUGAUUUCUUUUUAUGUUUCACACACUUUUGCCAAAGAUUGAAGCGAAAUCUUCGAUUCACUCAGACAUGGGGACAAAUUGAAAGGAUAUACUAAUUCCUUCUUUAAAAUGGUAUGGGGUGCUCCUAUUUCAAGCUCUGACAGUGAAUUACAGUGACAUUACUUUACUUUAGAUUACUUUUGUCAUUGUUAUUAGCACAGGUGAUUAGACUGUACUUAAUGAUGUAAAAUAGUGUAUUUUAUCAUAUCAAAUAUGGAGUGAGAUUUUUAGGACAACAUUGUACUUCGGCAAGACUCAGCAGGCAGCUAAAACCUGGUGUACAUGAAACUGUUUUUUAUUUAAGAUAGCAUGUUACAUGUCACAUAAUGGCAAGUAAUAACAUCAAGUAACUUAUUUAAACUGCUAUGGGGCUUGCGUGCUAUAUUCUAGAGGAAUAACAUAUCAUUUUAUGAUUGAUGUGAAACCCUGACCUUUGAUGUGAAACGCAUGUGAAAGACGGACUGUUACUCACUGAAAUAUUGGGGAACAGAGCAUAAGGUGUCAUUAAUCCAUGAUGUGGAGUGAGAGCAAAUAGAGUGUUGCAGGAUAGGGUGCUCUGAAUACAGCCUUUUUGAUGAUUUUAUGCACCAUGGAACACAGUGAAACACUGCAAUAAACAGCAACGAAAUACUGUAACAAGCAAAA
Molecule: messenger RNA, 3468 nt
Organism: Conger conger (European conger)
Lineage: Eukaryota; Metazoa; Chordata; Actinopteri; Anguilliformes; Congridae
Exons: 5
Coding region: 324-1091 (255 amino acids)
Source: RefSeq, a predicted model, not a curated record